AUGCAUAUCAAGAAAGUUAUACCAUUGUCUAUAUUUGCUUUGCAUGCACUUGCAUCUCGCUCAAUUACGGGGUCGGUAUCUAUUGAUGACAAAGCCAUCCAUUUUGGAGAAAUAGACACUCAGGAAGUCAAGGUAUUGCCUAUCGAGUCGGCAAAGGAUAGCAUUAAAAUUCAUUUAAAAGACAAUGCUCUUGACAAAACCCUUACUCCUGAGCAAAUAAUGUUUACUUUGGCCGAUGCAGAAAAACCAUCUACCCUGACCCACUUUGUCCCCGUGGUUAAGGAUAAUAGUAUUGACCUUGUUAUUCCCGCUGCUACAAUUCCAGAUAUACUAAAGUCAAAAAACACCCUAGUUUUGAGCCUUACUAUAGCUGAUUCUAAAAAGGAACUAAAUUUGGUGAAAAGAUUGCUUGAGCUCAAACCAUCCUCAGAGUUGCAAAGCGCAAGUAAGUACACGAAAAAAAACUUAGAUUUUGGCCUUCAGCCUGAAAUACACCAUAUCUUUAGAGAAGAUGAAAAAACCGUUAAUCCAGUAGUUCCUAUUGUAUUCAUUGCUGCUUCAUCAGUUAUUUUUUUGGCAUUAAUAGCUUCGUGGGUGGGCUUUAUAGGCGUGAAUGAAAUGUUCAAAACAUUAAAAACAACGUCUUCGCGUCAAUUGCUUCAAAACAUUUGCUUUUUAUUGUCACUUCUUGGUUUUGAAAUCAAUUUCGUGCAAUACUAUCUUGGCCAAUCAAUAUUCACAACUUUAUUAUGCGGAUUUAUUUUGAGUUUUCCUUGCUUAAACUUUGGUCGAUCUGUAUCAAGAGCAUUGGCUAGAAAUCGCGCUUUGGGAAAACAAUAG
Lodderomyces oxycetoniae is the source of this 840-nucleotide messenger RNA. Its product is annotated as dolichyl-diphosphooligosaccharide-protein glycotransferase. Gene Ontology annotation, biological process: protein N-linked glycosylation. Gene Ontology annotation, cellular component: oligosaccharyltransferase complex; membrane. Lineage: Eukaryota; Fungi; Ascomycota; Pichiomycetes; Serinales; Debaryomycetaceae. The transcript has a single exon. The record is from RefSeq and is a predicted model, not a curated record. The coding region runs from base 1 to 840 and encodes 279 amino acids.